CUAUACUUCUGAAUUCUGAUCAAAAUUUUUGAAUUUUAAUGUGCUCUGAUUAUGACUAGUUAUGUGUUUUAGAUGAAGAACUAUUAAAUAUUAAAUCGUAAAAAGCAAUAUACAUUAUAAUGAACACAACAAUCCUUUACAAUAUAAUCCUUGUUAUGGAGUUGUCAUAACUUCGUAGUUAACUUAAUAUUAACUUUACAAUAUGAGAAAACAUUAUACAAAACUAUUUUUGUUCUUGUGUUUGUGUUCUAUAAUCUUGAUUUUUUAUGCAACAAAUAUAUUUAAAUAUUCUUUAACUGCAUAUAAGAAUAAUGCAACUAUCCGCUCAAAUUAUAGGGAUAAUGUCUAUUAUGUUACAAAAAAUGUUGAUAGAGUGGUAAUAUCAUUUGUUGUUUGCGAUUCAAGGUUCAAUGAAUCAUUAAAUUUAAUAAAAUCUAGUCUACUUUUCUCAAGUUCACCCUUAUACUUUAUAAUAUUUGCUGAUGACAAGUUAAGAAAUAACUUUAGCAUAACUUUAAAUAAAUGGAAGAAAAUACUUGGUGAUAACUUAAAAUUUGAGAUUCAGAGGAUAGUGUUUCCAGAGGAACACAAAGAGGAAUGGAUGAAUUUAUUUAGCAAAUGUGCAGCUCAGAGAUUGUUCAUACCUAAACUCAUCCCACAUGUAGAUGCUAUGCUGUAUGUGGACACAGAUACUAUAUUUCUUGGUCCCGCUGAACAGGUGUGGGAUUUGUUUUCACUGUUUGAUGCAUCUCAGAUAUCUGCUAUGUCACUUGAAGAUGAUAAUCCUAAUGUCUCAUGGUAUCCUCGGUUUGCAAAACACCCUUUCUAUGGAAAAUAUGGUCUUAACUCUGGAGUAAUGUUAAUGAAUUUGACAAGGAUGCGAGAAUUUGCAUGGGUUGAUUAUGUGACACCAAUUAUGUUGAAAUAUAAGCUUUACAUUCCUUGGGGUGAUCAGGAUAUCAUUAAUAUAAUUUUUCACUAUCACGAAAAGGCGGUUUAUCUUUUGUCAUGUAGAUAUAACUACCGGACCGAUCAGUGUAUGUAUGGUGAUGCCUGUGCCGAUGCCACAAAUAGGGGAGUUUUCAUAUUACAUGGCAGUCGGAGAGCAUUCCAUAAUCAUAAGCAGCCUGCCUUUGAGGCCAUAUAUAGAGCCAUAGAUGAAUAUGAGGUUGGGGGUGAUCCCAGCGAGGUAUUGAGGAAUAUGGAAAAAUAUCUAGACGCGGCGCCAGAGUCGAAUUGUGGAAACCAAAAAAACGGUUUGUUAAAAUUACCCAGACAUAUAUUAAAUAAUAUGUACGUAAAACCCAACAGAUAAGUAUUCAUUAUGUUUCUGAUUAAUACAUAUAUGAUUGUGAUGUAGUAAACAAGAUAUUUAAUCUAUAUUACCCCAUACCACCAAAAACUAUGUUUUAAUAAAAUACAAUAUAACCUUACUGAAUGUCUGAAUCUCGAAAAUUUUGUAUUAUUUGUGUGUCCCUUGCGCAUAUGAAUGUUAUUUCAUAAGUAAUUUACGAUUGAAUAAGAUUAAAUGUAAGAUGUGUUAUCGGUUAUCCCUUCUCGGUAUUCCAAGAUUAGAUUCUUCUUUUUUUAUUUGAAUAAUUUUGACGUAAUUUAUUGUUAUAAUAAUACCAGUUUAUUUACACCAGUGUUUCUAAGCCAAACAAACUGAGAUUUUAUUAUAAGGUAUCAUAACACUUUGCAAGUAUUUCAUAGAUGAAAAAAAACUAUAAAAACUUUAUUUUCUUUUAAAAACAUAUUUCUCUUGGCAGUGGUUUUUUUUAGUAGCCACAUCCGUACAACUAUCAAAAGUCAGAAGUCAUUAUAAGUAUUAGUAAUCUGGCUUUGACUGUUUAUGUUUCAAGAAUUAAUUGUAAAAUUAAACAGUUAAUUUUAAUAUCAAUAUUUAUAAGUAUCGUGCACACGCGAAACUAUAUUUUAUUGCUAUUUAUCGAUUAUUUGACGUAGGUAAUUAUAACAAAGCAAAGUAAAUUCCUUUGUGCGCAAUAGUCAUUUGUAUUCUGGGAUAUCAUCGUUAACAAUUAUUAUUUUAAUGAUGAAUUUUAAUAUCUUGGCUCUGGAAGUAUUAUUAAAAAUAAUAUAAAUCUGUUAAAACCAUAAACCAUUGUUAUAUUAAGAUAUUUAAGUUUUUUUAUGUUUAUUAGUUUCCCACUUAUCUAUCAAUAUCUUUUUACAAAUGUAAAAACGUCCUCGGCCUAGUAAUUUGUUAGUGUAAGUUUUUAAUUUAUUACAGCUAUAUUAUAUGUUAUAUAGUUUGCCUUUAUUAUUCCUACUCUAGUUUUAGUUGUCAAUGUAUGUUUAAUUAUAACCAGAAGUAUUUUAAUCUGCCUCAUAAAAAAUGAAAUUAUUGUGUUUUACU
Molecule: messenger RNA, 2377 nt
Organism: Pieris rapae (cabbage white)
Lineage: Eukaryota; Metazoa; Arthropoda; Insecta; Lepidoptera; Pieridae
Gene: shams
Product: glucoside xylosyltransferase 1
Exons: 6
Coding region: 203-1315 (370 amino acids)
Biological process (GO): protein O-linked glycosylation via N-acetylgalactosamine
Molecular function (GO): UDP-xylosyltransferase activity
Source: RefSeq, a predicted model, not a curated record